Molecule: messenger RNA, 3044 nt
Organism: Cynara cardunculus var. scolymus (artichoke)
Lineage: Eukaryota; Viridiplantae; Streptophyta; Magnoliopsida; Asterales; Asteraceae
Product: phosphomannomutase/phosphoglucomutase
Exons: 17
Coding region: 1099-2775 (558 amino acids)
Biological process (GO): carbohydrate metabolic process
Cellular component (GO): chloroplast stroma
Molecular function (GO): phosphomannomutase activity
Source: RefSeq, a predicted model, not a curated record
UACAUAUCUUCUGUGUUUCUAAUAUAAGUUAAAACAUAUUGUUCAUAUAUGAUGAAGUAAGUGGAAGUAGAUGUUAUGCUUAGAUUGAAGUCUUUUGGGAUAGGUGAGGAUGAUAUUAGCCAUCUCUUCAGUCCAACGAUUUUCAGAACCGAGGUUGGUUAAUAGGAAACUGCUCUGCAAGAAAUGCAUGAGAUUUGUCUCUUUCGAUUAGGAUUUUGUGUGUAUUUUUCUAUGAUAUCUGAGUGCCUUUUCCUUAAUAAACGAUAAGGGGAGAUGAUUGAUCCAAGAGAUCACAUGGGUUUGAUUUGACAAUGAAGCAGGCUUGUGAGGAAACCUUGUUAUUAGUUUCCUAGUGCAGGCAAUUUUUUCUUGGUCCUGAUAAUUCAUUUCGCAGAUUAUAUCUGCUUUCUGUUGUUUGCCUGCUCCCUUGUUCCAUUCUUCCCUAUCUCUCUAAAAUUCUCAACUGGUACACUUGCUCUUUUUAUCUGUAGUUUCUAAAAGAUUAGCUGUAAGAAAUAUUUCUUAACCUUUUCGUAUUCAUCUUGAUCAACUUAAUCUGCUGUAUGAUAAAGCACACAAAGUUUUCUUCUAAAGGGUAGUUGUUCUUGUUCAUGGUUAAUUUGAACUUAUUGCAACAGAGGGAAACAGUAUUCUGAACAUGUCCCUUUUUGAUGUAUUAACCCGAAAAGAAAAUGAGUGGAACUUGCCAUUAGAUCUUGCACUCAGCUUCACGGCAGUAGCAGUUGAGGAUUUCAAUUUGACUUUCUUUUCUGAUUUAACUUUGAACCGAAGUUAAGAGAACCUUAGAUGCAGUAACAUCUUAUAAGUUCAACUUGAUAAAGCAAUUAUCUCGUGAUAACUCAAACACGACCACUUAAAAUUUUUUGGCUUAUUAUUUAAAAUUGUGCUAAUCUGAUAAAACUCCAAAUCUUUUAUGCAGAAUUGACAGGGAAAAUUGUUCAAAAUUUAUUGAGUGAACAAUGCUGCCAGCAAAAUAGGCAGUUCGGCACCCUAUAUCAAAGGGACCGAUGUACUCAAUAUAAACGCAACUUGCUUCUAUUCCAAGGAAGGAAGUUGGCAUGGACGGGCAUCUCGGCCAUGCAAUUGCGUAGUGUGUCAAAUGUUAACCGAGGAGUUGUUUACUGCAAUGCUGCUCCAUCAACUACUGCAGUACCAUCACUUGAAAAAGUAGAUUUUCUGAAACUUCAAAAUGGCAGUGAUAUUCGUGGUGUCGCUGUUGAUGGCGUUGCGGGAGAACCUCUUAGCCUCACGGAGCCAGUGACACAAGCGAUAGCAUCUGCAUUUGCGGCGUGGCUUUUAGAUAAGAAAACGGCUGAUUCAUCUAAGCGCUUCAAAAUUUCUAUCGGUCAUGAUUCUCGGGUUUCUGCACAAAUGCUACAGGAUGCAGCUUCUCGGGGAAUUGCCGGCGCAGGCUUGGAUGUUGUGCAAUACGGAUUGGCAUCCACGCCGGCAAUGUUCAAUAGUACACUGACGAAAAAUGAAGAUUUCCAAUGUCCAGUUGAUGGAGCUAUCAUGAUAACAGCAAGCCAUCUUCCUUAUAACAGAAAUGGGUUUAAAUUCUUUACUAAUGCGGGAGGGCUUGGGAAAGCUGAUAUCAAAGAUAUCCUAGAGCGUGCUGCAAACAUAUACAAUGGGUUUACACCAGAAUCUCUUAAAGAGGCAGAAAGAAAAGCUUCAUCGACUAUCAGUAAAGUUGACUACAUGACCGUUUAUGCAUCUGACCUUGUAGCAGCAGUUCGCGAAGCUUCAGGAAACAUAGAAAAACCAUUGGAAGGAUUUCAUAUAGUUGUGGAUGCUGGGAAUGGAGCUGGUGGCUUUUUUGCUGGAAAGGUGCUGGAACCAUUAGGUGCUAUUACUUCUGGCAGUCAAUUUCUAGAACCAGAUGGUUUAUUUCCCAAUCAUAUCCCUAACCCAGAGGACAAGGCAGCAAUGAAGGCAAUUACCCAAGCUGUGCUUGAUAACAAGGCUGAUUUAGGGAUCAUCUUUGACACGGAUGUUGAUAGAUCUGCUGCUGUGGAUUCCACUGGACGUGAGUUUAAUCGGAAUCGGCUGAUUGCUUUGAUGUCUGCAAUUGUUUUAGAGGAACACCCUGGAACAACUAUCGUCACAGACAGUGUUACUUCGGAUGGGCUUACAACAUUCAUCGAGAACAAACUGGGAGGGAAGCACCAUCGGUUUAAACGAGGGUAUAAAAAUGUCAUUGAUGAAGCGAUUCGUUUGAAUUCUAUUGGCGAGGAGUCACAUUUGGCUAUUGAGACCAGCGGCCAUGGAGCACUCAAGGAGAAUCACUGGCUUGAUGAUGGUGCAUAUGUCAUGGUCAAGCUAUUAAACAAACUUGCAUCAGCUAGAGCUUCGGGACAAACUGGUGGUAGCAAAGUUUUGACCGAUUUGGUAGAGGAACUGCAGGAACCAGCUGUUGCUGUUGAGCUCAGAUUAAAAAUAGAUCAAAAUCAUGCAGAUCUGAAAGGAGGAUCUUUUCGUGACUACGGGGAAGCUGUGCUGAAUUAUUUGGAAAACAAAAGUGAAUCAGAUCCUAAGCUGCAAAAAGCUCCUGUUAAUCAUGAAGGGGUACGAGUUUCUGGCUAUGGUGGAUGGUUCCUUCUGAGACUUUCGCUUCAUGACCCUGUUUUGCCACUCAACAUCGAGGCACCAAGCAAUGAGGAUGCAGUAAAACUGGGACUAGCCGUGCUUUCGGCUGCAAACGAAUUCUCAGCACUCGAUACAUCCGCCUUAACCAAAUUUGUACAAAAGUAACCAGAUUUGAUCUGUAAAAACUUUCUUAAAGAAGAGAGUGAGCAAAGCAUUUAUGGGGAUUUCUGUUGUAAUAAGCAGUUUCAGGUCUCAAAAAACUCUUUUGGCAAAUUGUAAAACAACCAAACAACACUUGAAACUUACGAGAAAGGUGUGGGGAAAAGUUUUGAAGUGAUUCAGAUCAAUGUAAGCAUGCAUUUAGACUAUGUUCAAUUGUUAGUUCAUGGUCAAAAAUUAGUUGGUUAACAAGCUAGUUAUUAACUGAUAAGCUC